GGACGCGAGGCCAGGACUUUGCAAACGUCCCUAGCUGAUCGAGGAGGCUCGAGGCUGCGGGAAGGCUACCGCAGAACGACAGAUCCCGCGUGUGCAUUCUCCUAGACCUCCUCUACGAAGCCUAACCUCAGAGCAUCCCGCCGCGCAUCGCCCGCCCCGGAGUUGGCCGCUAGAAAGCUGUGGCCCCUCGGUCCGGAUCCCGCGUCCCGAGAAGCCGGGAGAGCCACGGUGCCGGGGGCGGGCCGGGCGGCGGGAUGAGCUGGCGAGCAGGCUGAGUGCGCCGAGGAGCCGGUCCAGCCACCGAGGGGGACAUGGCAUCUUGGCUCUGGAGAAAGCUGCGUGGCAAGAGGCGGCUGGUGAUGGCAUUCUGUCUCUUAAUGGCUCUGUCUGUGGUGGCUGUCACCCGCUUCCCUCCGCAGCACCCAGCCACCAGCCCAGACCCUGGUCCCAUGGAGCCCCAGCGGGUAACUGGUGCCCCUGCCCCCCAGAGCAGGCAGGCUCUGAGCUCCGGCUGGAGGCAGCGGGCAAGAAACUUGAGGUUCCGGAGAGGCUGGGCCUUGCCUGGGAGCUCCAUCCUGGUGUGUGCUGAGGAGCAAGGCCACGGAGGGAGCGUGGACAGCAGGCGUCCAGGGAGGGUCAAGAGGGGCAUUACUUUGGCGCCUCCAGGAGAUUUGAGACUCAGUACCCAGCAUCUGGUGCUCCUGAGGGAAGAUGAGGUCAGGGGUCCAGGAGCCAAAGACCUGGACCUCCCCUGGCACAGUGGUCCCCUCUGGGAGGCACAGAGUGAGACGGGCACCCCAUAUGGCCCCCUCGCAGGACACAACAUGGCAGCAUUACAGACUUGGAGAGCUACUGCUGGACCGACCCUCCGGCCUCAUCCAGCAGAAGGCGGGGAUCUGCCAGGAGUGAGGAACAGAGCCUUGACUGGUGGACGACAAGCAGGGGGUCCCGCCCCGGCCACGGGGGCUCAUCAGUGGCCUGGCUCUGUUGGGGAGCUGCACGGAUCUGUGUGGUGUGACGCUGAGACCCCCAGGCUGUCGAGUGGCUUGAGGACCAGCGAGCAGGUGCCCCCGUGGCUCACAGAGCAGGAUGUGCAGACCCUCCAGCUGCUGGCGCAGGGGCAGGUGGUGGGCAAAGCCAGGGUCCCUGGCCACGGGCAGGUGCUGCAGGUUGGCUUCUCCGCCAAGGGUGCCCUUCAGGACCUGUCUCCGGGGCUCAGCCACCUCUGCUCCCAGGGGCUCUGUGGCCUGAUCAAGAGGCCUGGGGACCUGUCUGAGGUCCUGGCCUUCCACGUGGACCGUGUGCUGGGGCUGCGCCGGAGCCUACCUGCCGUGGCCAGGCGCUUCCACAGCCCCCUGCUGCCCUACCGCUACACGGACGGUGGCGCAAGGCCCGUCAUCUGGUGGGCACCCGACGUGCAGCACCUGGGUGAUCCAGAUGACGACCAGAACUCGCUGGCCUUGGGCUGGCUGCAGUACCAGGCCCUGCUGGCACGUGACUGCAGCCAGCCGGACCAGGCCCCAUGCCUGGGCAUCCACCAUGCCGAGUGGGCACGCCUGGCACUCUUCGACUUCCUGCUGCAGGUCCACGACCGCCUGGAUCGCUACUGCUGCGGCUUCGAGCCCGAGCCCUCGGACCCCUGUGUGGAAGAGAGGCUCCGAGAGAAAUGCCGGAACCCGGGGGAGCUGCGGCUGGUCCACAUCUUGGUCCGGAGCAGUGAUCUCUCUCAUCUGGUCUACAUCGAUAACGCCGGCAACCUUCAGCACCCGGAGCACAAGCUGAAUUUCCGGCUGCUGGAGGGCAUCGACGGGUUUCCUGAGUCUGUCGUGAAGGUUCUCGCAUCAGGGUGUCUACAGAAUAUGCUGCUCAAGUCACUGCAGACAGACCCGGUGUUCUGGGAAAGCCAAGGCGGGCAACAAGGCCUACAGCGGGUCCUCCAGACCCUGGAGCGGCGAGGACAGGUCCUGCUGAGCUACAUCUGGACGCACAACCUGACACUCUUCAGGGACGAGGGCCCGUAAGCCCCCCACGGUCUGGGCGGGACUCUCACCUCACUGCAGGGGGAAGAAGGGGGGGGGCAUCUCGCGACAUGACCUGAGUGGAUAAGUGCCCAUCCUCACGGCCACAUUUUCUUGGGUUCACCCGUCUUGAAGACAAAAGGGAAAAGCCAGAAAUCAGGAGGGCACCAUGGAUUCCACAGGACGUGUCAUCUGCUUGGGAUGGUGGAGGAGGUGGUGGGUGUUGGGUUUUCAGUCUCUUCACAUUCUUUUCUGCCUGCUCAGCUCUGGCUGCUUACUCCCUUGCACCAAUAAAUACACAAGAAUGUUCUA
Molecule: messenger RNA, 2330 nt
Organism: Balaenoptera ricei (Rice's whale)
Lineage: Eukaryota; Metazoa; Chordata; Mammalia; Artiodactyla; Balaenopteridae
Gene: GASK1A
Product: golgi associated kinase 1A
Exons: 5
Coding region: 312-2021 (569 amino acids)
Cellular component (GO): Golgi apparatus
Source: RefSeq, a predicted model, not a curated record